This is a messenger RNA of Lichtheimia ornata, 939 nucleotides long. RefSeq lists its product as uncharacterized. The transcript has 5 exons. NCBI's taxonomy places the organism in Eukaryota, Fungi, Mucoromycota, Mucoromycetes, Mucorales, Lichtheimiaceae. Bases 1 to 939 code for a protein of 312 amino acids. The record is from RefSeq and is a predicted model, not a curated record.
AUGCACAGCAUACGUUUAUCGCAUUGCAUAUACAGAGGCUCGCUUUUCUUCCUUAUCCUGCUCACAGCAGCAGCAGUCGCCUUAUCAGCAGCAGACGUGAUUAUUCAAGCUUUGGCUGAUCAAACUGAAUCCGGUGCUCAUGACUAUCGUAAUCUCAUUGUCGUCGUCGUUAGCUACGUCGUGCUGGCUAUGUUUGCAUUGUCUUUUUCAUGCAGCCGCGUAUUGACAGUACGAGCAGCAUUGCAAGAUAUACCGAAAUCAUAUAUACCCAUCACCAAAGAAGAUUUGCCCAAGAAAGUAUACGAUUGCAUACAGCGAGACUUCGAUCGAGUGAGAGACGUUCGAGAGCAUAUCGCACCACGGCAGGAAGAUUUUAACCACGUAGGUUGGGGUCAACCAGGUGUAUCCAAUCUUGAAGGCGUCAAUUUCAAGAGCGCCAUUGUUCGAACACCAUUGAUCAUUGAACAAGUAGUGGCCAAUGUCCAUGGAAGCACCGUAUAUGCAAGAUUCAAGAAAUAUAGCUUACGUCAGUAUAUCGAAGGCCUGAUCCAUCUUGGACUCAUUGAUGAACAACUCGGCCGUGGAUAUAUAGCAGGUUAUGAGCAAGCACGAUUUUCUCGGGCCCCUAUCAGUGAAGAGCGUUAUUUUGACAUUAUGAAGCAUUUGGCAGCGAUAUUGAGGCAUAUGGGAUAUCGAUUACAAGGCUCAGAAAGCGAAAGACCAUCAUCCAGAGGAGUUGGAGGAGGAGAUCAAGGUUACCCACGUGAUGAUGAUGUGGCUUCUCUUGCUCAGUCGGUUGGUACGCUGGCGUCUAGAUCUACAUCAAUAUCCCAUCGUUUACGAUCAACAGCAAGGAUUGAUGAAGCGGAAGAAGAGAAUCACUUGCAGCAAUUUGUGAUGGGAAAGCUGAUGAUGGAUGGUGUCAGACCUCCUUUUUAG